Molecule: messenger RNA, 1178 nt
Organism: Postia placenta MAD-698-R-SB12
Lineage: Eukaryota; Fungi; Basidiomycota; Agaricomycetes; Polyporales; Adustoporiaceae
Product: carbohydrate esterase family 16 protein
Exons: 5
Coding region: 1-960 (319 amino acids)
Molecular function (GO): hydrolase activity, acting on ester bonds
Source: RefSeq, a predicted model, not a curated record
AUGGCAGUCCUCGGUAUCCUCACGACGCUUGUCAUCUUCGCCGUGGCGCAACUCGGGGAGGGACAGGGUGUAUAUCCUGGUCAGAUCAAGAACCUCGUGACGUUUGGGGACUCCUACUCUGAUGUGUAUGUACCUGGAGACAAUGCGACGGCAUGGCCAGUAUACGCAGCCAUGUAUGGCGACUUCACGCUCUAUCCGUUCGCGCGAUCAGGCGCGACGUGCUCGAACUACCUGACGUACAAGCCGUUUCCCUCUGUGUUCGAAAGCCAGCUUCCCCUAUACUUCACAGACAAGUACAACGGCUCUUUGGAACUCGAUCCAACAAGCACUAUGUACACCCUAUGGAUCGGCACGAAUGAUGUUGGUGUCAACGCGCUUUUAACAGGGAGUCAAACACCCGGUGUGACACUCGUCGACACGGUAACCUGUUCAGUCGAGUGGAUCAAGGUUCUAUAUGCGAGUGGAGCCAGAAAUUUCAUCAUGCAGAACAUGCUACCUUUACAAGACACAAUUCUGUAUUCCACCUAUUCGUACCCGAACCGCUACUGGACUGAGGAGCGGAAUACAACCGAGUGGAACGUAUUCAUGACCGAAUUGACUACGUCGCACAAUGCUUUGGCCUCGCUUAUGCUUCAAGCACUGGUUCCGACUCUUGAAGGCGCUCACCUCGGCCUCUUUGAUUCGUACGGGCUGAUCUCAGACAUCCGUGCCAAUCCACAGAACUACCUUAACGGCACAGCGCCUCUGAAUGUGACCGGCUGCAUCAACUCGUGCGUCUUCCAGCUAAAUGAGAGCACUGGCGAGACCGCGGAUUGCACAGUCGCGGAAGGGACUGCGCGCGACAGCUUCCUGUGGUACGACGAGCUGCACCCGUCGGAACAGACAGACAGGGUGAUUGCGCGAGAAAUCUCCUCUGCAAUCGUUCGGAAUUCGUCUGAUUGGAUUACAUGGCUUCUUUGAGGCGAACCAUGAAGUGGGAUUUUGAUGGAGAAUAUUCUCUGAUGACAUGCCCUGGUACUCAUGAACAAUGGGACCUUGGAUAGUUGUAUAAUUGUGCACCAACUCACCGGGAUGACGGAAUGUAUGGAGGAUUGAUGUAGGUAUCUAGGAUCAUAGCGCUAAACGAGAAGAGGGACUAUUCGAGGUAGCUCGAACACAGAAAUACAUGCAUCGAUUUG